Messenger RNA from Solanum verrucosum, 834 nucleotides. RefSeq names its product 12-oxophytodienoate reductase-like protein. NCBI's taxonomy places the organism in Eukaryota, Viridiplantae, Streptophyta, Magnoliopsida, Solanales, Solanaceae. The transcript is spliced from 3 exons. The record is from RefSeq and is a predicted model, not a curated record. Gene Ontology annotation, molecular function: oxidoreductase activity; FMN binding. The coding region runs from base 1 to 834 and encodes 277 amino acids.
AUGCCUGGAAUUUGGACUAAAGAUCAAACAGAGGCAUGGAAGCCCAUUGUUGACUCUGUUCAUGGCAAAGGCGGUGUCUUUUUUUGUCAGCUAUGGCAUCCAGGGCGACUAUCCAAUUCAACUCUCAACAAUUUCAUAAUGUUUUGGAAAGCAGUACCUGACGAUGGUGAGUACUUCAAACCAACACCAAAGCAACUAAAAGCUAAUGAACUCCCUCUCAUUGUCAACGAUUUUAGAAUUGCAGCCCGCAAUGCCAUUGAAGCUGGAUUUGAUGGAGUGGAGAUCAACUCUGCAAACAGCUACAUAAUCGAUCAGUUCUUGAAUGAUCAAGUCAACGACAGAACCGAUGAAUAUGGUGGAAGCAUUGAGAACCGUUGUAGACUUGCUCUCGAAAUUAUAGGAGCAGUUGUGGAAGAAAUUGGAGCAGACAGAGUUGGUGUAAAACUCUCUCUAUUUUCUGAAGUGUAUGGGAAAAAAGACUCGAACCCAGAAUUUCUAUCGACUUAUUUGGCUAGUGAACUCACUAAGCUUGGAGUUUUAUAUUUACAUGUGUUUGAGCCAAAGGACGAACCUCGUUGCCUUAAAUCAAUAAGGUGUGCAUUUGAAGGGACACUUAUUGCUUCUGGUGGAUACAAUAAAACUGAUGGAGAUGAAGCAAUUACUGAAAGUUAUGCUGAUUUGGUUUCAUUUGGACGUUUGUUUUUGGCAAAUCCUGAUUUGCCUAAACGUUUUGAAGCGAAUGCACCGUUGAACAAACAUGAUAGGAGCACUUUCUAUAAGACUGAUCCUGUAGUUGGUUACACUGAUUACCCGUCUCUUGAAAUUGCUUGUUAA